Capsicum annuum is the source of this 2662-nucleotide messenger RNA. RefSeq lists its product as uncharacterized. The record is from RefSeq and is a predicted model, not a curated record. Bases 319 to 2400 code for a protein of 693 amino acids. The transcript is spliced from 6 exons. Lineage: Eukaryota; Viridiplantae; Streptophyta; Magnoliopsida; Solanales; Solanaceae.
AUUGGACGGUCCAGAUUUAAUCAUCACAUAUUCAUCACCGCUUUCUCUUUAUAAAACCGUAACGUAAAUCCAUUGCUUCUCAACAAAGGGGCUUCACUUCAAACCCUAGCUGAAGGAUUUUUGCUUUGGACGUUCAAUCGGCGGCAUCUGUAGUUCGAUGUGAACGAGGUUGCUGGAUCACAUGGUUUUCAAUCUUUUUUUGCACCGAUGAUUACUAUUUAGCCUCAAUUUGGGAGCUUGUUUGGACUGGUCUUGCAAAUUUUCUCAUUUUCAGGAUUUUUUGCUUCGUCAUUCAAUUGGCAGUAUCUGCAGGUUGUGAUGGUGCGUGCAAAAGGCAAAGCCAAUAAAAGAUCUGCCAGUGCUGCUGUUGCUUCUGAAGCUGCUUUGACAAGUGACUCCAGUGAGAUGGAAAACAUCGUAGAAACUGGAGACUUGGUGGAAACAGCAGUAACGGAGCAAACAACAACUGAGCAAACAAUGAUCAGUGUUGUAGCAGAAGAAGAAACUGCUGGAGCAGAAGCUGAAACUUUAGAGGAAGAAAAUUAUGGGUCAGAGGAAGAAAAUGAUGGAUCAGAAGAAGAACAUGCUGGAGCAGAAGCUGAAACUUUGGAGGAAGAAAAUGAUGGAUCAGAGGAAGAAAACGAGGGAGCAGAAGCUGAAACUUUAGAGGGAGAACUUGCUAAAGAAAAUGAAGUGAUUGGAGGAGAUGAAACAUGUACUGCUGAUAAGAAAGUAGAAAAUGCUGUUGGUAAUGAUGAAGGUAAUAACCAAGAAACUGCCAUAGAAAAAGGUGGUGGUAAACCGAACAUAGAUGAUAAGCAAGCCGGAGAUGCUGCUGGAAUAAACAAAGAUGACCGAGAAGAUGGUAUGGAAAAAGAUGAAGAUGAAACAAAUGCAAAGAAUAAAGAGGAAAUGGAAGGAAGUUCGAAACAAAAAGCUAAAAGAUUGAGGAGAAGGAACAAUAGAAAGAGAAUGGCCAAUGGAACCCCCCAAGUGAAAGGUGAAAAUAAGCAAGUUAAGAAGAAAGUAGCCGCCUCUAGUGUCAAGGUUGGGAAGGACUCGGGAAAAUUGGACUCAGAAGUUGUUGAUCAAAGCUCUAAGAAGGUUGCUUCCGAAGAUAAGUCGGGGGUGAUCUCUAAGGAUGUGAAUUUUGAAGGCAAAGACAAACUUGAGCCGUUAAAAAAGAAGAAGUCUGUGAAGAAGGCUAAUAGCAUGGGUAUGAUCUUCAUGUGCAACUCUGAGACUAAGAAGGACUGCUAUCGUUACAAGGUUCUAGGAUUGCCGGCAAACAAGAAAGAGACUGUGGAAAAAAUUUACAAGGGGAUGCGACUUUUUCUUUAUGAUGUUGAUCUGAAGUUGAUGUAUGGGAUCUACAAAGCUGCAGGACGUGGUGGUUGUAACCUUCAACCCAAGGCGUUCAAGUCCCAAUUUCCAUCUCAGGUUCGUUUUACAGUUCUUGAGGAAUGCUUACCCCUUGCAGAGGAGACUUUCAGGCAAGCAAUAAAGAAAAACUAUUACACAAGGGGAAAGUUUAAUUGCGAAUUAUCUUCUGAACAGGUGAAGAACCUGUGCAAGCUUUUCACUACUGCAGGCAAAGGGUCCAGCUCCAAAGGCACACAGCUCAGACCUGAGACCAAUGUGGUACCCAAACGAGACAGAGCUAGGAAGCGUGCUCGGGAUGAAAGAAGACGUCCUGAUCGUGCUCGACGGUCUGAGCGGGUCGAUGAUCGUCGGUACCGUGAGCAGGUUGAAGAUCGUCGGUACCGUGAGCAGGUUGAAGAUCGUCUGUACCGUGAGCAGGUUGAAGAUCGUCUGUACCGUGAGCAGGUUGAAGAUCGUGUGUACCGUGAGCAUCCCCAUUUGCAUGAAAGGAGCUUGAUUACAUCUCCUUUGGUACCAUUAGCCCCGCUUCAACCUUUACCACCAACUUUGGUUAGAGAUCCUUAUAGACAGGAGAACGUGACACAGCACAAUGAGUCUCACAGGCAGAGCCGAUUGGUGGAACUCCCUGAUGCCUAUAGGCGGGACACAGUGACUGGCAAUCCUGGUGUUUACAGAAGACAGGCUUUAGUAGAGCCACGUGAAUACUAUAGGCGGGAGGGAAUCCCAGAGCACCGUGAAUUUCAUCAGCCUAUGAAUUUGGAAACUAGACUCCCGGCUGCUGCUGGAAUUAAUGAUUCUUAUUUGUCAUACCGUGAGCGUCUAUCAUACCAUGAUCCUGUUAGCUCAGUGCGUUCCCAGCCCGAGUAUAAUCCCCCUCCCGCUGGUUUGCGAUCAGAAUACCGUCAUGGUGGGCCAUCUGCUGUGCACAGUUCUGCUAGAAGCAUACUCCCAGAGUACCCUCCAUCUGCAGUGAGCUCUCUGUAUGAGUACCCUCGUCAACCUCAAUAUCGAUAUUAGGUUACGAAAAAAGGUACCAUCACAUGAGGCUCUCUCUCUCUCUCUGUCAUUUCCAUUAGAAAUCAUGCAGCUUAAAACUUUUAGAGAAUCUAGAACGUUCUCAGAAUUCACUGGGCCUCUUAUUUUAUGUUUUUAAAACAGUUGUAGUACAUGUUAUUCCCCUAUUCUUGCUGGAAGCAAGAGACUUUGUAGGCGGUAUACCUUAUUGUGUUUGGAUCAAACUAUUAUUUCCUUGCAGCAAAGGAGAUUAAACCUUGUGUCA